GAUGGUUAGAGGAAGGCCAUGGAGGCAUCCACUUAGCUCGUCUUAUCAAGGACGCCAAAUGAAAUCUAUUCAGCUCUGCUAGUGGGACGAUCUGACUUACUUUGGCAGAAAGACUUACAGCAGCCGUCACUCCAUAAAUGUGCACCGUCCGCCCGCCUGCACACUGCAGAGGCGCUCAAUCUAGCUGUUUUACGCACAACGCAACUCCAGCAUUGUCGGUGUUGAAACUUUCCUCGGCGGGUUUUUUUUUCAUGAAGAGCGGCAAGCUUUCGUCAAGGAAUUAAGGGAGACUACUUUUUUAUUGCUUUUCUGAAAAUAUCGAGGAUGCCUCGCCCAGGGAGAAACACGUACAGCGACCAGAAGCCACCUUACUCCUACAUCUCCCUCACUGCCAUGGCGAUCCAGAGCUGCUCAGAGAAGAUGCUGCCUCUCAGUGAAAUUUACAAGUUCAUCAUGGAUAGAUUCCCUUAUUAUAGAGAAAACACUCAGCGGUGGCAAAACUCUCUGCGACACAACCUGUCCUUCAACGACUGUUUCAUUAAAAUCCCCCGGCGCCCAGAUCAGCCGGGCAAGGGCAGUUUCUGGGCUCUGCACCCCAGCUGCGGGGACAUGUUUGAGAAUGGAAGUUUCUUGAGACGGCGCAAAAGGUUCAAACUGUUGAUGUCAACUGAUCAUUUGGUCCAGAAUAAGCAGUCGGAUGCUGCCCAUUACCUCCAGCAGCAAGCCAAACUGAGACUGAGCGCCCUGGCAGCCACUGGCACACACCUUCCCCAAAUGUCAACUUACAACCUCGGAGUGUCUCAGUCCUCAACUUUUAAGCAUCCGUUCGCCAUCGAGAACAUCAUCGCCAGAGAGUACAAGGUCCCGGGGAGUCUGGCGUUCUCCACCAUGCAGUCCAUGUCUGCCGGGUAUCCGCUCCACAACCAGCUGACGACAGCCUGGCCCCACAUGUACAACACCAGCAUGAUUGACACGGUGGCCCCGAUCUCCAUGGCAAGUAGCGACUACAGUGCUUAUGGCAUGCCCAUCAAGUCCCUGUGUCACGGGGGACAGUCCCUACCGGCUAUCCCUAUGCCAAUCAAGCCCACCCCGACUUCCAUGGCCGGUUUCUCGGCGUUACCUCCACACAUUCCCGCGUUUCUAUCAAACUCUCCACAGUCGCUGAGCCCGACGUCCCCACAGACAGCGACGAGCCAAAGCAGCCCUGCAACCCCGAGCGAGACUCUGACGAGCCCCUCCACACUGCAGUCUGUGGCUGUGCACUGACCAGCUGAACUUUCCCAUGUAAACGAACUGCUGGCCGGCUCCCAGGCCCCUUUAUCAAUCCCAAAGUUUAUAUUUUCUGUCGUCGGAAACUAUCAAGGCGAGUUGCAGUUGCAUAUCGAAUUAUUUGUGUAUGUGUCGAAUGUGUCGCUUUAAAUUGUGUCAUAGAAGUCCAGCACAGAAUCGCACAGCGAAGUAUUGCUCUUGAAAAUAUAAAUUAUUUGAUAGUUCUAUUUUUCAGUUUAUUGUGAAAUGUGAGUGUUGGAAGUGGUGCCACAGAUGGGGAUCCAGGGGACGUUUGUUUUGGCACCAUCAACUCUGAUUUAAAGUGCUUGCAAUUUCCGUGGCAGUUUUUCAGUUGUAUCAAAUAGCAAAACGUUUGCACCGUUUCUGUGUGACCACUGUAAUGUCAAUGAAAUUGCGAGGCAAUGGCUCUGUGUUUUUGUUUGCUUUUUAAUACUGGAAUGAUGGAUAAGGGUAUACCAAAUAGGAAUAGGAUUUAGAUUUGUUCUUACCAUCCCUGUAAAAAAGAAAGCAAAAUGAGUUAUCAUAUCUUUUCAAACUGGAAAAGUAGUAUGAGACGUCCUCAAAAUGCAAGAUGUGAAUAUUGCAAAUAACUGAUACUGAAAUGUUGUAAAAUGCACUUUUUAGUUUUAUGUUUUAGAUAUCUAUUUUCCAGAAAAUGUUCUGUGAAGCAUUUAAUUUAAAAGGCUGUGGUGACCAUGUGUAUCAGAUGCUGUAAAUUUGUACUUUUGUUUUUUAGGUAAAAGCAUGCAUUCAAAAACAUUUGUGUUGGUACUGUUGUUGUUAUUGUUGUUGUUUUGUUUUUGUUUGAUUAUUUUUUGCAAGCAUGCGUGCUUUCGAAAAGUGUGCAAACAGUCUGCAAUGAGUUGAAAAACAAAAUGGUCAUCGAAAUAUUUUCUCAUUAAAAGUGAAGUAAACAAUCAAAAAUGUUUCUGAAGAUUUAAUCUAAGACGAUGUUAAAUGUCAUUAUUAUUAAAUUGGCAAAAAAACCUUUUAGGAUAUCAUACAUUAAUUUUAACACAAUAUUAAUAUCGUCAAAUAAUAAUAAUAUUAUUAAUAAUAAUAAUAUUAUUAUUACUACUAAUAAUAGUAGUAGUACUACUUUGAUUUGUCGUGUAUUCAGGCCUAUUUCAGAGUGUUGAAGAGAAGCGGUGGGGAGAGAAAUGAAUCGUGCAGUCGAUUAGGAUGCAUGGAGUUGCGAUGCCAUGGUCACAGCGCAGACAACUGAGCUCAUUCAUCAAGCUGUGGGCUAAACACAAUUAAGCCCAACAAUAAACAUUUAGUAAAGCUGCACACAGUGUCCAAAUCAAUGUUGUUGCAUACUUUUGCCUCCAAAAGUCACAGAGCGCUAUUAAAAAAGUGCCAGGCAGAUUUAUUUUCAAAUGUUUCGACCUUAUAAUGUUUUCCUAGUCGGGCAGACUUAAUUCAACAGGUUUCUAAAUAAAGAGGGAGAAAUAUCUGCAAAAUAUAUUUUUCAUUCUAUUAUUCGAUUUCUUUUCAGGAUAAAAACAAUAACGCGCUUUAACUGCCUCCCCUAUAGAAAGCAGCAGCCUAUUUCGGGGUAUUAAACAAAUACAUUAGAAUUCCGUCACUUUAUACAAUCGAGUAGAUCAAAUAAAGGGUCUCGGGCCACUUCAUUCUCCCUCAUUCACUUGAAUUGAAAGUGCAAAGAAUAGCAAACUUAGACUGGGCCACCGAUGUAGAUUUAGCCUUUUUCCAGCAAGACAAAAAGACUGAUUUUCACAAACACAUUGCUGACUCGGGAACUAGGAAACGAGCUGCAAGACUCUUUUGGAAUUUAAAUCCACCCCUCCCCCAUGGACUGUUUGGACAACAGUGUUAGUUUUUUUUUUCUCCUCACUUUGUGCAUUUGUGUGUGUAACGUUCAUUCUGACUCUGGAUGAUUAAAUGUAUUGACACUGCAACGGCAGAUUACAAGCUUUAAUUUUGAAUCAGAUAGAAUUUUUCUGGCUGGUCAUUACAAUUACAUUCAAACCACAUUAACACACAUAUGGAACUUUUUCUUUUAAGCACAUUAAAGCAAUGAAUCCAGCCACUGAAAAAAAUAUGUAACAACAAUAUAUAUUUACUACACAUUUAAACUUUCCAUUAGGUUGGAUUUCAGUGUACUUUGUCUUAUUUGGUAUAUAUUGCACUGUUAUAAAUAAAAUGUUAAUGUAAUAUAUAUUGAUGAAUGUCUGGAAGGAACUUUUGUGAACAAGAAGUCAUUCAUUGUACAUUUAUCCCAGAAUGUGAAAUGUAUAAAAUUAACAAAAAGUGUUCAUUUGAUGUAUUAUGUUCUGCACUGGAGCAGAAACGCAACAUUUAAAUUGCAACAUCCUGCCUUUAAUUAUGUUUCAAGAUGCAGUGUAUUGGGCAGAUGUUCCAUGAAAAUAUUUAAAAUGUUGCCCUUCAAUGCAAUGAAGUCCGUAUAGAAAAAGGGCUUUAUUUGGCUGUUCAUUAAUAAAUAAACACCUUUAGCUUUUCCACCACAAAAUGUUCAAAUGAGCCAAUGAAUUUAACCCCUACAAGAGAAGGUGUGAAACCACAGGUUACAGGUGGGAGAGAGAGGAAACACAAUAUUUGAC
Anarrhichthys ocellatus (wolf-eel) is the source of this 3875-nucleotide messenger RNA. RefSeq names its product forkhead box B1a (gene foxb1a). Gene Ontology annotation, biological process: cell differentiation; regulation of transcription by RNA polymerase II; anatomical structure morphogenesis. The transcript has a single exon. The coding region runs from base 325 to 1266 and encodes 313 amino acids. Gene Ontology annotation, molecular function: RNA polymerase II cis-regulatory region sequence-specific DNA binding; DNA-binding transcription factor activity, RNA polymerase II-specific. The record is from RefSeq and is a predicted model, not a curated record. NCBI's taxonomy places the organism in Eukaryota, Metazoa, Chordata, Actinopteri, Perciformes, Anarhichadidae.